Molecule: messenger RNA, 1104 nt
Organism: Xenopus laevis (African clawed frog)
Lineage: Eukaryota; Metazoa; Chordata; Amphibia; Anura; Pipidae
Gene: gpx3.S
Product: glutathione peroxidase 3 S homeolog
Exons: 5
Biological process (GO): response to oxidative stress; cellular oxidant detoxification
Cellular component (GO): extracellular region
Molecular function (GO): peroxidase activity; glutathione peroxidase activity
Source: RefSeq, marked reviewed
GGACAACAGAGAUAAAUAGAGCAGGGGCCGUUGCACAGCACAACACAGAGAGUGGAUUCUCAGUGCUUCCCCAAAGAUGGGGCUCAAACUUAGGGGGCUCUUAAUGCUCCCCUGCUUCCUGGCUGCAUUCAUCAAUGCACAGAAUGAAGUGGACCAAAAAUCGGUGGAUUGCUACAACUCCGACAACUCCGCCGAGGGGUCCAUCUAUGAUUAUGGGGCAACUACAAUAGACGGGAGUCGGUUCAUCCCUUUUAAAGAGUACCAAGGGAAGUACCUCCUGUUUGUGAAUGUGGCCACAUUCUGAGGUCUCACCAUGCAGUACCCAGAAUUGAAUGCACUACAUGAAGAAUUAAAAUCAGAUAACUUUGUUAUUUUGGGAUUCCCUUGUAAUCAGUUUGGGUUGCAGGAGCCUGGAAGAAAUGAAGAAAUUCCUUUGGGACUUAAGUAUGUGCGUCCCGGGACAAACUUUGUUCCAAACUUCCAGUUGUUUGAAAAGAAAGAUGUUAAUGGAUGGAAAGAACAGAAAUUCUACACUUUUCUCAAGAACUCCUGCCCUCCUGUCGGUGACACCUUUGGAAACCCACCGUUCAGACUAAAUUGGGAACCCUUAAAGGUCAAUGACAUCAAGUGGAACUUUGAGAAGUUUCUUGUGGGACCAGAUGGCCAUGCAGUGAAACGCUGGCACCCGCGCACAUCUGUCGCCCAAGUGAGAAGAGAUGUUGUGUCCUACAUAAAGUUACAGCAGGGAACGCAGAGACUUCUUAUGCUUGGAUUGGAGCAAAAGUAAAAAAUAUUACAAUCAAUUCCUUGUAGUUCAAUCUGUGAUUUUGUUUGCUGUGAUUAUAUAUGUGUUUGAGUGGUCAGUUGGAGAUCCAAGGGAAUCUAGAACCUUUCUGUAUGAAGGCCAAGUCAAAAAGCACUCAUGUGUGGGACUUGGCUAGAAACCAGUGCUGGGGCAGAUGCUACUUAGUGCAUUCAGGUAUCUGUGCCAGGCUGGGAUGGGCUUCAUAGUUUCACCCUUAGCUCCCAACUUUCCUGUUAAACACUAGAACGGAAUGUAAUGUGUGCCACUAUUCAAUAAAUAACAUUUGUCUGUAAACAGCC